Molecule: messenger RNA, 2024 nt
Organism: Anthonomus grandis grandis
Lineage: Eukaryota; Metazoa; Arthropoda; Insecta; Coleoptera; Curculionidae
Exons: 2
Coding region: 608-1897 (429 amino acids)
Molecular function (GO): nucleic acid binding
Source: RefSeq, a predicted model, not a curated record
ACGUGUAAACAGUGACGAUUUCCGAGCCGAAUUGUGCCAUCAGUUGAGUUUUUUUUAUAAAUAGUUUUCGUAGGUCUUAAAAAAUUAUGUGUCUUUGAUAGUAAGGACUAUAAUUUUUCGCAGAGUAGUAUUUAAAGUGUGAAAAUAUGUUCCUAACCUCAAAGUCUUUAUUCAGCUUGUAUAUAAAUUGCUUAAAAAGGGACGGCCAUCUCUACCGUACAAUUGGGAGAGAUGGCCAAAUUGUUUUUGGUAUAGAUGACAAAAUGCCAACAAACUACAAACGAAAAUCGGCAUCGACCAGGGGCUCCUGGAGUGAAAAUGAUUUAAAGGAUGCCGUGCAGGCUGUAAGAAGUGGGUCAUCGGUUAAUGCCGCUGCGCAGAAUCAUGGUGUACCACAAAAGACUCUGGUAAGAAGGCUCUAAAAAAAUAGUACCUCUAAGGGACGAAUGGGCGAAUCGCUUCUGGGUGAAACCAACGUGUUGCUAACUUAAGUUAGCAACACUAGAAAGAAAGAGCAGGUUACGACUGGUUUAGCUCUUUUUUACGCCAGUAUCCAGAUUUAUGCUUAAGAAAAGCAGAAGGAGUAUCAAUUGCACGAAAUCAGGGAAUGAAUAGGCUAGACGUUGAAAACUAUUUUGAUUUGCUCCAAACCACCCUAGAAGAAAAUGACAUUUUUAAUAAACCAGGGUAUAUUUUUAAUACCGAUGAGACGGGGCUACAAAUGAAUAACCGUACUGGUAUUGUUCUUGCCGAAAAGGGUUCUAAAAGUGUGUCUAUGGCCACGUGCACUGAAAAGGGAGAAACAAUAUUUUGCAUCGCGUGUUGCAAUGCUGAAGGCAUAUUUCUUUCGCCGGCUUGUAUAAUGAAAGGCAAAUAUAAGAAAGUAGAACAUGAAGAUGGGAUGCCACCCGGGUCAAUUCUUUAUAUGUCAGAAAAAUCAGCGUAUGUUAACACCAGCAUUUUUUCUAUGUGGCUUAAAGACCAUUUUAUAAAUGAAAAGGAAUUGCUCGAAGUAGCCCAAGAUAAUGAUGUAAUGUUGCUGUGUCUUCCAAGUCACACAGCGCAUUACUUGCAACCGCUACAUAGGGCAGUAUUUAAAUCAUUAAAAUCAUAUUUUUAUAAUGCUUUUCACCAGUGGGUUCGUGCUAACCCUGGAAGAAAAUUAAUCAGACUACAAUUUGGACAAAUGCUUUCAGAGAGUUGGGGAAGAGCGUGCACAGUAUUGAAUGAGGUCUCAGGAUUUAAAUCUUAUGGAAUUUACCUAUUUAACCCUUCUGCAAUACCGGACCAUGCCUUUUCAGUUUCAGAUCUCAUUGAAGAAAAUUCACAAAAGUCGACAUGCAAUAAUAUUCGGCCGUUGGCGUGUAAACCGCAACCACCUACAAGUGCUCAAGCAGAUAUUAAAAUAGCCAAGAAAGGACAAUUAAUUACCGAACUUUCAACAACGUCUCAGCAGACACGCGAAGAAACCUCACCGAUACCAAGUACGUCCAAAAUAGAUGUUACCCCUGGUACACUUUUGGAACAAAUUUCUCCGGUUCCAACUUUACCAGAAAAGGUUAAAAGAGCUUCGAAAAAUCUAGAAGCUGUUUUGACUACAACGGAAAAUAUUAAUGCUGUUAGAGAAAGAUGUAUGAAACGAAGAAAAAAUGCACAACCCAAGGAAAUAAGCCAAAAGAAACAAUUAUCACGUAAGAUUCCACAAAAAUCAAAUAGAUUGGAUGGCGAAGAAGACAAUUUCGAUGAAAAUGAAUGCGUUGGAUGUCUGGAAAACUACUUUGCAACUAAAAGGAAGGACGAUUGGAUACAGUGCGUUUCGUGUAGCCGUUGGCUACAUGACCAGUGUAUCAGUUUCUCAAACAUGUGUAUGAAAUGUGGCAAUAUGUUUAAUAAGUAGGAACUAAGAUCGGACGCUUUUUAGUUUUUAUAAUUUUUUUAUUGUAUAUUUCCAUUUAGCAGAAGUUUUAUUGAGUUUUUUCUGAAAAAUAAAAUUUGUUUUACAAUCUAACAAUAUAUAAGUACUA